This is a messenger RNA of Astyanax mexicanus (Mexican tetra), 970 nucleotides long. RefSeq names its product dicarbonyl/L-xylulose reductase (gene dcxr). The record is from RefSeq and is a predicted model, not a curated record. Gene Ontology annotation, molecular function: L-xylulose reductase (NADPH) activity; carbonyl reductase (NADPH) activity. Bases 145 to 879 code for a protein of 244 amino acids. Gene Ontology annotation, biological process: glucose metabolic process; xylulose metabolic process. The transcript is spliced from 8 exons. NCBI's taxonomy places the organism in Eukaryota, Metazoa, Chordata, Actinopteri, Characiformes, Acestrorhamphidae.
AAGUAACACAGAGCUGCUAUAAACCCUUAUCUUCUUCCUGAACAGCGACAUUACUGCACUUUCCUCUGAUUAUCACUGUUAUAACAGUGUGAACACAAAUUCCCGCUGUGUUUCAGCCCGAGCCGUUAACACUAGCCUCACGCGAUGGAGAUCACUUUCACGGGAAAGCGCGCGCUGGUGACCGGAGCGGGGAAAGGUAUCGGCCGGGCCACCGCCCUCGCUCUGGCACGCGGCGGCGCUGAGGUCACCGCGGUCACGCGCACCAAGGCAGACUUGGAGAGUCUCGUGCAGGAGUGUCCUUCCAUCAAUCCGGUGUGUGUGGACCUCGCAAACUGGGGAGCUACAGAGACCGCACUGAAGAAUGUAGGACCUAUUGAUCUGCUGGUGAACAAUGCAGGCUGUGCUAAACUGCAGUCCUUCUUUGAGAUCACAGAGGACGAGUUUGACAUAUCUUUCAAUGUGAAUGUGAAAGCAGCGCUGCACGUCGCACAAAUCGUGGGGAGAGGAAUGAAGGCCCGGGGUCGAGGCGGCUCCAUCGUGAACGUGUCCAGCCAGGCUGCUCAGUGUGCCGUUAAAGAUCACGCGGUUUACUGUGCCACCAAAGGAGCUCUCGACAUGCUGACCCGAGUAAUGGCUCUGGAGCUGGGGCCGCACCAGAUUCGAGUGAACUCUGUGAACCCAACAGUGGUGAUGACGGAUAUGGGUAAAAUAGGAUGGAGUGAUCCGGUGAAGGCCAAGACCAUGACAUCUCGUAUCCCACUGGGCAAAUUUGCCGAAGUGGAAGAUGUGGUCAACUCCAUUCUGUUUCUUCUGAGCGACAAGAGCGCCAUGACCAAUGGCGUGACCCUGCCUAUAGAUGGAGGCUUCCUGGCCUGCUAGAUCUGCAGAUCUUCACAAAUUACUCUGUAAAACGUGGGAAUUCUGAAGGGAAAUAUAAAAAAAACUGAAUAAAAAGACUUGUUUAGUGUUA